Molecule: messenger RNA, 716 nt
Organism: Parathielavia appendiculata
Lineage: Eukaryota; Fungi; Ascomycota; Sordariomycetes; Sordariales; Chaetomiaceae
Exons: 1
Coding region: 133-573 (146 amino acids)
Source: RefSeq, a predicted model, not a curated record
ACACGUCUUUUAAACAAUGAUCACGACGUCUUGCACGAAACCACGUCCUGAAAAGUCUCUGGACGAGUAGUAUGAGCUCACGACGGGGAUGAUGGAUGGGAGUACCCCCCCCAGGCGGACUGAACAUAUAUCAUGAUGUUGGUUUGUUAUAUAUGCGGUGGGCGUAUUUGUCGCCUUCCUUGCUCUUCAUAUGCCCACUCCGUAGGCAGUUGGUGGAUGUUGGAGUUUUCCUGGAGAGACAUUUUCCCUUUGUUCUCACUAUCACCGCUCGUUUCUUUCCAUUUCUUUCAUAUCAUCACCUCGCUCUCUCGUUCGAUUCACAUCAUGGACGGCUUCACGAAAAGUUACGACUCGAGACGACGACGGAAACGCACGAUGACGGCCUUGGGAUUUCAUGGCUCAUCAACAGUACUCUUCAUUCUUAUAUGGGUGGCAUUUCGUUUCUUCGAUGACCUCGUCGCUUUUUGGGCCGCGAGGCAGCGGUAUAAUCAGUUGCCGACUUGGAUUUGGAGGGCUCAGCAUAGAUUGGAGUUGGGCAUAAAGACAAAAACGACUGCCAUGCAUGAACGGUGAUGAUGGACGAUUGAUGCGGACUUUAUUAUGAGAGCGGCAUGUUACGGAGCUGACGUACGCAUAUUGCUCUAUGUAGUAGCUAAGCUACUUAUCUUAGUUAGAGGAUUUCGAUCUAUACAUUGGUGAAGAGAUCUGUGCUUGAU